CAUAUCUUGAAUCUGCGUGUGAGUGCUUGGACGUGCGCUUGCAUGCCUGCCUGCAGCUUUGCACUGUUCCAGCUUCACUCAUGCUACUGGCAGCAUUGUAUGCCCACAUGUCUGUCUGCCUGUGUCCAUGCACAUGAGAAGAGAGAAGUGAGGGGAGGAGAGAUGUUCACAUUUCUAGGAAGUGCCAGCAGUCAAUGCAAAGUGUGAGAAUAAACUCUGUCAUCUUUUGGACUGCUGCAAGUGGACAGACUGCCUCACAUAAUGCCAUCUUUUGAUGAGGUUUUGAAGGAAGCCGGGGGAUUUGGAAGAUUUCAAAAGAGGGUCUUUUUCCUCCUUUGCCAGACAGGAAUAACUUUUUCUUCCCUGUUCGCCAGUGUGGUUUUCCUUGGGCAGGCACCAGAUGACUACUGGUGCAGGAUCCCUGGGGCAGCUGAAUUAAGUGAACGAUGUGGUUGGACAUUGGAAGAGGAGCGAAACUUUACAGUCCUGCCCCUGCGCCUUGGGAACGGGUCCUCCAGCGGGGAGUGUGAGAGGCUGGACAUCUCGUGGGAUGCCCCUGUCAGCUGCACAAGCCCGCUCACCUGCUAUGGCAAUUGCAGCACAGGCAACCUGCAGCUCACUACUUGUCAGGAUAACUGGGUGUAUAAAAAGCCCCACUCAUCCAUCGUCAGUGAGUAUGACCUUGUGUGUGGCGAUGCCUGGAUGCUGGAUUUCUCACAGGCUAUCCUCAAUCUAGGGUUUCUGGUUGGUGCAUUCACCUUGGGCUAUGCUGCAGACAGAUAUGGCAGAAUACUCAUCUACCUGCUCUCCUGUCUUGGGGAUGGGAUAUGUGGUACCAUAGUUGCAUUUGCACCAAACUUUACUGUAUUUUUGAUCUUCCGUUUUCUCCAAGGCAUGUUUGGCAAGGGAACCUGGAUGACAGGCUAUGUGAUUGUGACUGAGAUCGUUGGCUCUGACCAGCGGAUUGUUGGGAUUGUGAUUCAGAUAUUCUUCACUCUGGGAAUCAUGAUUCUCCCAGGAAUUGCAUACUUGAUUCCCACCUGGCAGGGGAUCCAGCUGGCCAUUUCACUGCCCAACUUCCUCUUUCUGCUCUACUACUGGGUGGUUCCUGAAUCUCCACGUUGGCUCCUGACACGCAAAAAGGGAGAGAAGGCAUUAAAAAUCAUGCACAGCAUUGCAAAACACAAUGGGAAGUAUCUCUCACCACAUUACUCACAGAUCACUAUUAGCAACAAGGAGGUCAGCAACCCCUCCUUCCUUGACCUGGUGAGGACUCCCCAGAUGAGGAGGAACACGCUUAUCCUGAUGUACGCCUGGUUUGCAAGUGCCCUGAUCUACCAAGGGCUUGUCAUGCGCCUAGGAAUUGUCGGAGGAAACCUCUACCUAGAUUUCUUCAUCUCAGGAGCUGUGGAGCUGCCUGCUGCUCUCCUAAUUCUAGUGACAAUUGAUCGCAUUGGCCGGCGCCUUCCCUUCGCAAUAAGCAACAUCGUGGCAGGAAUUGCAUGCCUCAUUACUGCCUUCUUGCCAGAAGAUAUCCCAUGGCUCAAAAUGACUGUUGCCACACUGGGAAGACUGGGCAUCACGAUGGCUUUUGAAAUUGUCUAUCUUGUGAACACUGAAUUGUAUCCCACGACGCUCAGAAACUUUGGUGUUUCCCUCUGCUCGAGUUUGUGUGACCUAGGUGGGAUCAUAGCCCCAUUCCUGCUUUUCCGAUUAGCAGCCAUUUGGUUGGAGCUACCUCUAAUUAUUUUCAGUAUUCUUGCAGUUGUCUGUGGUAUCCUGGUAUUGCUUUUACCAGAGACAAAAGGAAUCUCUUUACCGGAGACAGUGGAGGAUGUGGAGCAGCUUUCAAGUCAUUUUGGUAAAUGUGGCAAGAAGCGGAAACGCCAGGACACCAACUCUUAUAUUUGACCUUUGAAGGACAGCGCUGAGCAAAGAACAAUGUUCCCAUAGUGGGAAUUUGUUCUCCACCUGCCACCAUUCAAAAUUUGCUGCAGAGUAUGGAUUAAGCUCCAUGUUCUUCUUCUAAGCAUAAGGAUGUUUAAAACAAGCAAUGUGUUUUUCUAUGAAUAUGGAAUAAAUUCAUU
Molecule: messenger RNA, 2087 nt
Organism: Dryobates pubescens (Downy woodpecker)
Lineage: Eukaryota; Metazoa; Chordata; Aves; Piciformes; Picidae
Gene: SLC22A3
Product: solute carrier family 22 member 3
Exons: 11
Coding region: 262-1911 (549 amino acids)
Biological process (GO): transmembrane transport
Cellular component (GO): membrane
Molecular function (GO): transmembrane transporter activity
Source: RefSeq, a predicted model, not a curated record